AUGGCGCCCACCAAGCUCACCGGUCGCAUCCACGGCGCGAGCCUGGUCGACCCAGCCCUGCACUCACCAGAGAUUGACGAGCUCCUCAAGACGGAGGUGUCUCGUACGUUUGUCGAAUACAUCGUUGAGCGGGUGAUCGACGUCGUCGAUUUUGCACUUGGUCGCCCCUCAAGCUCCGCGAGGGGCCGUUCCCAAGGCACCCCAGACUCCCGCCGCACCGUACACACCGAAUUUGCCGCGUUCGCAAAGACUGUCAUCGAGCGCGCGGGCGUACAGCUGCCCGUACUAUUCGGCACGCUCGUUUAUCUCGAUCGUGCGAGACCGCAUCUCCAGCUCUCACUCGAAGAGUGGGCGUGCGAGCGUGUCUUUCUUGGAGCGCUCAUCUGCGCGAACAAGUACCUCAAUGACUCCACGCUGAAGAAUGUGCACUGGUCGCUCUGCACAGGCCUGUUCAACAAACGGGACGUGGGCCGGAUCGAGCGCGAGUUCCUUGAUGUGCUAGAUUUCGAACUGGCAGUUACUGAGGCCGAUGUGCUUGCGCACUACGAGCCCGUGAUGCUGUUACGGCGCCCCCAGCCCGCGCGGCUGCGCAUUCCUUCCCGAACAUCGUCUCUCUCAUCAAGACCGACGCUCACGCGGCACAAUUCGAGCUCAACAGACUCAUCCAUGGACGACGACUCGCCAGGGUCCACAGACUCCGGUUCACUGCCGCAGACGCCAGACGACGUGGUGCAGGACAACAACGUGGCCGUAUACGUCCGCUCGCUGUCGAAGCAUUCGCCGGAGGAGGAAGAAGCGGAACCGGUUCGCCGGUCACGCAGCUUCCGAAGCUCGUCGAAAGAGCCCGUCCACAAAGCCAAGGGCGAGUCUGGGCACGGGCACCACCGGCUGUCAUCCGCGUUCAACCUCCUCCGGAGUAUCCAUAAACCAAGCUUUCACCAUUCCCAUUCGUCUUCUGCAUAA
This is a messenger RNA of Phanerochaete carnosa HHB-10118-sp, 963 nucleotides long. RefSeq lists its product as uncharacterized. NCBI's taxonomy places the organism in Eukaryota, Fungi, Basidiomycota, Agaricomycetes, Polyporales, Phanerochaetaceae. Gene Ontology annotation, biological process: regulation of cyclin-dependent protein serine/threonine kinase activity. The transcript is spliced from 3 exons. Gene Ontology annotation, cellular component: cyclin-dependent protein kinase holoenzyme complex; nucleus. The record is from RefSeq and is a predicted model, not a curated record. Bases 1 to 963 code for a protein of 320 amino acids. Gene Ontology annotation, molecular function: protein kinase binding; cyclin-dependent protein serine/threonine kinase regulator activity.